GUGAGACUAACCUUAAACUGGUGGGUUUUCAAAUAGUCAGGUCUUGGAAACGUAUGCUUCCAAGACCUGUGUGGAUAAGCCGGACCUCAUAGGAAGCCUGAAGGUAGUGUACACUAAUAUACGUAGUAUCGGGAACAAAUUUCAUGAGCUAGGUGUAUUAGUGGAAGACCUUAGCCCAAGUAUUGUGGCCAUUACUGAAACAUGGCUGAUUUCUGGAUUAGAUGACACACCUGAGCUAUGCGGAUUUAGUUGCUUGCGCAGCGACAGGGUUAAGGGUCGUAGAGGUGGCGGGGUUGCUCUGUACAUCAACAACUCCCUACAUGUUCGUUCCGUGAAAUCUGAAGCGCAUGACAGUGGGACAAGUGAGGUAAUUAGCUGUGAAUUAAGCUUUGCAACUGGCACUUUACUCAUUGGUGUUCUGUAUAGAAGUCCCUUUUGUCAGUGUGAUGACUUUAUUUUAGAUCACCUCAAACAAUGGAGUAAACACAGUAGCUGUCUUAUUCUAGGUGACUUUAAUGCACCUCAUAUAGACUGGAUAGCUGGCACAUCUCCAGGAUCCACUAAUAAGUUUGACAGCCGGUUACUCUUGACUACCAUGGAAAAUGCCCUGACACAACAUGUCUUAGGUAGUACAAGAUUCGGUUCUACCCAAGGAUCUUCCUUGCUGGACUUAGUGCUUACUCAUGACAACGACGACGUGGAUGGUCUAGUUAUUCAUCCACCUCUAGCAAACAGUGAUCAUGGGGUGUUAGAUUUUAACUUAAGGGUUGGCAAUUUAGUCAGUUUUCAACCCAAAUCCCGACCUAGUGUUUGGCAUGCUGACAUAGUCGCUAUAAAGGAGCGUGCUUCAACUGCCGACUGGUCAGUCAAUAUUGUCUCAUCCAUUGAAGAUGAAUGGGAUAGAUUUAAGAAUACACUUGAGAGGGUUACCACUGAUUUCAUUCCCUGGAGGGUUCCUAAAAGACCAACAAACCGGCCACCAUGGAUAAAUAGACAAGCUAUAACACUCCUAAGACGGAGAAAAAGGUUCUGGAAUCUCUUUGUUUCUACUGGGCUACAGCAGUUCCGGCUGAAAUACUGUGAAACCAGAAACCAGUGUAAAACUUUGAUUCACCAGUCAAGGAUAGCUUACGAAACCCAGUUAGUUAAAAGUUCACCAGGCUGCCCAAAAAGACUCUUCUCAUAUAUCAAGAGAAGAACACGUAAGAGUGAUGCUAUCCCACCUCUUAUGCUUGAAGAUGACCAGACAAACAUGGCUGAGGAUAACUUGACUAAGGCUGAGGCUUUGUCCAAGCACUUUAGUCAAGUAUUCUCUGAUAAUAUUGAUACCAGCUUUGUAACUUUUCCAGAAGGUAACUUGAAAAUGGCACCCUUAUACAUUGGAAAGGAUACUGUCCUAAAGUG
Messenger RNA from Trichobilharzia szidati, 1404 nucleotides. The record is from the annotation of a GenBank genome assembly. Lineage: Eukaryota; Metazoa; Platyhelminthes; Trematoda; Strigeidida; Schistosomatidae.